Molecule: messenger RNA, 959 nt
Organism: Panicum hallii
Lineage: Eukaryota; Viridiplantae; Streptophyta; Magnoliopsida; Poales; Poaceae
Product: AP-1 complex subunit sigma-1
Exons: 8
Coding region: 207-692 (161 amino acids)
Biological process (GO): intracellular protein transport; vesicle-mediated transport
Cellular component (GO): intracellular membrane-bounded organelle; membrane coat; AP-1 adaptor complex
Molecular function (GO): clathrin-cargo adaptor activity
Source: RefSeq, a predicted model, not a curated record
CGUCUGCUCGUAUCCGCAGGCCCGUUGCUUCCCCGCUGGUGGGGUGGCCGAUCUAGAUCGCCUUCACAGAUCUCCGUUCACCGCCACCUCUCUCCCUCUUUCGUGGCUUCAUUCCGGGCUGCGCCGUCCUCUUCGUCGGGCCCUUCGCCGGCGACGAGCUCCCACCAGGAUCCAGAGCGUGCUACGGCCUCUCUCACCCAUCCGCCAUGAUUAAUUUCGUGCUCCUGAUCAGCCGCCAGGGCAAGGUGAGGCUCACCAAGUGGUAUUCGCCUUACACCCAGAAGGAGAGGACCAAGGUCAUUCGUGAGCUCAGUGGACUCAUUCUUACGCGAGGGCCCAAACUCUGCAACUUUGUCGAGUGGAGAGGUUACAAGGUCGUAUACAGGAGGUAUGCCAGCCUGUAUUUCUGCAUGUGCAUUGAUGCUGAUGACAAUGAGCUUGAAGUCCUCGAGAUCAUCCAUCAUUUUGUUGAGAUACUGGACCGCUAUUUUGGCAGCGUAUGUGAACUGGAUUUGAUAUUCAAUUUUCACAAGGCCUAUUACAUACUGGAUGAGAUUCUUAUUGCUGGCGAGCUUCAAGAAUCUAGCAAGAAGAAUGUUGCAAGACUUAUUGCUGCACAGGAUUCGUUAGUCGAGGCUGCGAAAGAGGAAGCCAGCUCCAUAAGUAACAUCAUUGCUCAAGCUACAAAAUAAAAUUCUACACCACUCUAAUGCCUGCCCCUUUACUCUAUCCUGUCGUUGUUGUACAAGUAAAUGUAAUGCACUGGACUGCUCCGUCCAUUUGCUCUCUUCAUUUUUUUUUCUAAGGAAUACAACUCUCAAGAUUCCAGAUCGUGUAGAAUGAGCGUGAUGUGUGGCUACAUUGUAUGUGUUCCUUUGCAAGUAAAAUUGGCAUGUUCCUGACUGCUCACGCAUAGUUGUAAAUUCAUAAUUUUACGAGCGAAUUACUUUUUUUAGAUA